This is a messenger RNA of Anopheles darlingi, 1715 nucleotides long. RefSeq lists its product as uncharacterized. Bases 295 to 1494 code for a protein of 399 amino acids. The transcript has 3 exons. Lineage: Eukaryota; Metazoa; Arthropoda; Insecta; Diptera; Culicidae. The record is from RefSeq and is a predicted model, not a curated record.
ACGAUUUUCAUAAAUAAGUUCGCGCGCCAACCAGUGCUUCUAUGUGAAACAGGGAUAUAAAGGAUUCGAAGCGCAGGGUUUUGCAGGUGAAUUCAGUGCCAAAGGAGUGUCACGGAGAGAACGUCGCUGGUGUAUCAAUAAAGGAUAUUAGGUUGGCCAUCGAUACGAUCUCGAGUUCGAUAACUGGAAGGAUCCUCGGCAAACGGUGUCUGCAUACACUCAGUGGUUGUGUUGUGGUGCUUGCUGCAAGCAGUUCAAUUAUUGAAAUCAGGGUUCGAAUCGUACGGAACAACAAUGUUGCGCUUCGGAGGGUUAAAGUACAAGAAGCUGAACAACGCCAGCGCGUUCUGUGGAGACGAGUGUGAUGCUGGUAGUGGUGGAGAUUGUGCUUCAACACCUAGCAAAACCAGUAAGCGAGAAGGACACAGCGGCCGGUGUACUACGCCAGGACAGCAGCAGCAGCAGCAACAACGGGUGCACAAUCAGUUGAAUGGAUCCGCCAUGAAAAAUGUUAACACUUCGCACAAUGGCACAGCGAUCGGUGGCAAACGACCAAAGAACAAUCUGCUCCUGGUGGUGGGUGGUCUAUCGGGCAAAUCGUUCCACGACGGUGGUGCCCCCUCUCACACGACCUCUCAACCAACGUCGCCUUCCUCGAACUUUAAGCUGCUCAGCGGAAAGUUUUCGCUCGACAGUAAACGCAAGAGCAACUGCAAAACGCGAAUCUACAAGUGCAUCAAGCGUAUCCUGAAGCGAAACACCUUCGGCAGCAAGGAGCAUCAUCGAGGAACGGCUGCGGUGACCGCCGUUGCGUUGCCGAUUCAUUCCAACCGCCAACUAGUGCCAUUGCAGCUGCGAGGAUCGAAUCCGGAUUACCGGGAGAUCAAAACGUUGCUGGAGAAACAACACCGAAAGCCCGAGUACGACGUGAAUCUGGCGAAGUGCGUCGAGAAGCCCGCAUUUAUAAAAAAAAUUGCCCUAAAUCUGCUGCAAUCGGCCGUGGUAGAAGGCGGCACCGAGGACAGUACCCUCGUGUUGCAGCGAGAGCACGAGUCCUCGGUAACCGGUGCCAUUCAGACGGAUGUGGAGCGCGAACGCGAAUACCAGCGGCUGCUCGGCGAGUGCUGGUACCACGAGAACCUGCCACGAAAUCUGUCGCUAGAGCUGCUCACCGAUAAGCAACCAGGACAUUUCCUGGUACGGAAGAGUACCACGCAACCGGAUUGUUACGCACUGUCGUUGCGAGUACCACCAGGAACCGGGACACGCAUCGCACACUAUCUCAUCGUUCGUACGGCCACCGAUGGAUACAAGAUCAAGGGUUUCCAGAAGGAGUUUAGCUCGCUGAGAGGCCUGAUCGUGCACCAUUCCGUGAUGCCGGAAGCUCUGCCCAUUCCGCUAGCCGUCCCGCGGCCCUCCGAUCUGGUGGUAAAGACCAAGUUCGAAGACGACUACGAGACCGUAUUCGAUCUGACGAACUCUAUCAAGAACUAGCGAUUUAGAAUAGCGCGCGCGAGAGAGAGAGAGAGAGAGAGAGAGAGAGAGAGAGAGAGAGAGAGAGAGCGAAAGAGAAAGAGUGACGUGGGAGCAACGAUUACCAAACUCUAGCCUUAGUAUUCUGUAUCUGCCACAAUUUGUUAUUCCCGAGAUCUUUCGUUUUUUCCAUCAUUUUUUGUGUAUAAUUAUGAGAUGAGAAAUAAAUUAUUCAACCAAAC